CGACUUGGGGUUAAAAAUGUCUUUUUGUAACAACUUGCUACUUCACGGUUCUUAGUCGUUAGUUUCCAGUCAAAUGUUUGACUAACGACUUUGUAAACAACCGUUAACCCAAACCCUAGAACCAAUUCCUGGGAAGAGAGUGAAUGUUGCUCAUGCUAGUGACAGAAUUGAGGAAGAGAAUUCAUCGCGAAGCGAUUAUUCCAUUUAGGGGCACAUGCAGGGAAGCCUACUCAACUCACUAACCGUUCGAGCAAUUUCAAGCCGAUAUAGCUAAUGUGGAUUUGUGAUUGAGCUAUUGCGAUUGAGUUGCUGCUGCGAUUGAGCCAAAGCUUGCUUAUAUUAUCUGUCUUGAUCGUUUGGAGUGUGGUGUGCAAUUUUUUGGUGGUGGGGAACAACUUCAAUGGCUAAGAAUCGAAAUUCAAGUUCUGAAACAAAAGUUCUAUCAACUCAACUGUUUUUGGAUGAUAGUGUUAGUGUUGGUGGCAGAGUAAAGGCAAAGGGCGAGGUCAUCAAGCAACAAGUGGAAGUGUUUGGUCGGCCACCUAAUAUGAAAUGUCGUAUUGAGACAUUUUCCAGAAUAUGCCACACAUUUGAUGAGAGGAGAACCCGUUGGGUUAACGAAAUGGGUUUUGGUGGGUUGUUGAAUAUUCCAAUGGACAUGCACUUACCUCGGCAGUUGGGGUAUUGGUUAAUGAGUCGUAUUGAUCCUUUGGUUAUCGGCUUGCAUAUAAUCAAAAUAUGCCAUCAUGGCUUGUGCAUCUCCACCAGCCAUCUUCAAUCUCCUUUGCUUAUACACCUCGUGUUGAAGAUCCUUCACGCUAGGCAAUCGUAUGUUCUCAAGCCCUAAACAACCACGAAUUUGAGUAACCGUUACACCUUGCUCAAAAAAAUUCACCAACCUCCUUCGAACGUUGAUGUCAAUUUCUUCAUCCGAUACUCUUUAACCAAAUUUUCCAUGGUAGGGGACAGAUCGUGAGUAUGCUCCAAGACUACAGUUCUCAAAACCCAUAAACCAUCACUGUUCAUACUCCCAUAAACCCUAGCUAGGCACUCACAUUUUUUAGAUUUACGUUUUCCUUGAUCAAGCUCUGUCUCACCAAUAAGACCCUUCACAUUUGCUCCGCUUCCCCCAACUUCCAUGAACUUAGCCCUUUUCUUUGCAUCACGCUUUGCCCUCAUAUCCGGUGACUCCCAACAUUCACACCUCCAAGUUAUUGCCCUCCUCACUUUUGUAGUAGUGUAUGAUCCUUGCACCCUACUCACCCCAAAUCCACACUGCUCCGCGUAAGUUUUGUAGUACAACUCAAUUUCCUCCCACCGUUUAAAUAGCAUUCCCUCUUUAGGAGGGUCAACACUUGCAUCCACAAUCUCCUCAGUACUGGAAAUAAGGGUUUGCAAUGACUUCACCGUAUGCGUUGGGGAAUGGGAUUGGGGUGAAUUCCUAGUUUUGUCAUUGAAACAAGAAGGGAGUGUGUUAUUUUCUUUGGUGUGAGACAAGGUAAUGUUCUCCAAACACUCUGCACUCAUAGCUUCUGCUCCCUCUUGCUGAUUGUCAUCUACACCUAUCUCCAACAGCGUACCAACCUCGUGUUCAAUUUCAACUACACCUAUGUCCAACAAGGGACCAACCUCUUGUUCAGUUUCACCUACGACACACUCCAUCAAGGUACCAAUCUCUUCACAGUUCCCUCCUAAAGGAACUACUCCAUCUUCUUCCAUUUCAGACAUGAGAUCAAGCACCUACUAGCAUAUAUAUAUAUA
This is a messenger RNA of Chenopodium quinoa (quinoa), 1761 nucleotides long. RefSeq lists its product as uncharacterized. The record is from RefSeq and is a predicted model, not a curated record. The transcript is spliced from 5 exons. The coding region runs from base 401 to 847 and encodes 148 amino acids. NCBI's taxonomy places the organism in Eukaryota, Viridiplantae, Streptophyta, Magnoliopsida, Caryophyllales, Amaranthaceae.